Ostrinia furnacalis (Asian corn borer) is the source of this 1212-nucleotide messenger RNA. RefSeq lists its product as uncharacterized. Bases 55 to 1011 code for a protein of 318 amino acids. The transcript is spliced from 6 exons. NCBI's taxonomy places the organism in Eukaryota, Metazoa, Arthropoda, Insecta, Lepidoptera, Crambidae. The record is from RefSeq and is a predicted model, not a curated record.
UAACAAACCAAAUGAAUUUAUUUGCAUUAAUAAUUGAAGAAAAAUAUUGCUGUAAUGGCUCUACCGGACCUCGAUGUUCGGUCCGUACUGGAUGUUGUUGAGGAAAAUUUUCAAAAGGUUGGCUUGAAAGCGUAUGCCAUUCGUAUGAUCUAUGCUGGGGAGCACAUGUUGGCCAAAGACGAUUUUAUCAAUCAGGUUCGACGGACUAUUUCGGAUGUGAACUCUAGCUAUUGCGAGAUAAAUGUGACCGGUCUACUGCUCGUGUAUGAUAGCUACUUCGUACACAUUAUUGAGGGUUCCGAGGACACAGUCCACAGGCAGUUGCGGUUCCUAUUCCAAAAGGAGCCGGAGUGGAUAGAGCACAUGAAUCGUCUUGACAAGGAGGCGGCCAUCGCGUAUGCCAAGGCGGUGGAGGAGGCUUUGGCCGAGGGCGAGCCCUGUGAGAUGGAGGAGCCGCAGCCUCAGCCGGACAGGAAGAUGUUCAAACGCCUCAAGAUGCUGAUGGUUUACCAUUCCAUAACCACUCUGUGGUUUGACGAUUGGCGAGCGGUCACGGCAAGGCCCCCGUCGCUCGUUGGCAGGCUGGACGUCUACGGACCCUUGGCAGAACACAUGGAGCAGUUGCGGAUCUGCAUCAACAAACUCAACAAGCUUUGUGAGCUGGCGAGGUCUGAAGAGCACCUCUCAUUCGAAGGGCUAAGCGCAGUAGACCCUAAGAUGGAAGGGCUCCCAGAAGUGGCCCUACUGGACUUCCUGAUGCAGUCCCCUCACAUCCUUGACCUCCGCCACGUCGUACACUUACACCGGCGGGUCGACGACUACGUCUUCUAUUUCGAAAUGGUCUGGCCACUACCGACCCACUUUACACCCCGGCUGCUAUACAAGCUGAAAGUGGACGACUCCUUCGUCGAGCCCCUGCCGGUCAUGCCGUGGGAGCUGGUCAAGGUGGAGAAGGAAGGCGAAGAGGAAGAAAGGGAUGACCAGCAAAGUGCUAGCGAUUCCAGCGAUUGAUAGAGACGAUCGACGCCUAUCUUACUUAAAUCGUGUUAUAAAAUGUUCUUAAAGUAGGCUAAGUAGUUAUACAUCGCAAAACCAUUUCUUUUAAUCAGAAAUGCACAGUUUGUUUAAAUUUCCUUAAUGUAAUCCACAACGGGAUAUCUAGUCAUUUUUACCGCGCAUUUUAUAUUCUGUUUUAAGAUUAGGUAAUUUGGU